Messenger RNA from Pelodiscus sinensis (Chinese soft-shelled turtle), 1044 nucleotides. NCBI's taxonomy places the organism in Eukaryota, Metazoa, Chordata, Testudines, Trionychidae. The record is from RefSeq and is a predicted model, not a curated record.
AUGGUUUUGUGUACUGUGACCAGCACCCUAGAGUCUGGGCAUAUAAAGAAAGUUAGAGGAACAUUUGGUAGAUGUAGAAGACACCGUUCUGCCUCCAAGUUGAAUGCUGUCUUCCUAACUUCAUGACAUACCAACCCCUCCACCUUCAUCCUGCUGGGCAUUCCUGGCCUGGAGGCGGCUCAUGUGUGGAUCUCCAUCCCCUUCUGCGCCAUGUACGUCAUAGCUCUCUUGGGGAACUUCACCAUCCUGUUCAUUGUGAAGACAGAGCCAAGCCUCCAUGAGCCCAUGUACUAUUUCCUCUGCAUGCUGGCCGUCACUGACCUGGUUCUCAUCACAUCAACUCUGCCCAAAAUGCUGGCGAUCUUCUGGUUCAAUUCCAGGGAGAUCGAUUUCAGUGCCUGCCUCGCCCAGCUGUUCUUCAUUCACUGCUUCGCAUCAGUCGAAUCUGGGAUAUUGGCAGCCAUGGCUUUGGAUCGUUAUGUGGCCAUCUGCCAUCCUUUAAGGCAUUCUGCCAUCCUGACAAACACUUUAGUGGCCAAGAUUAGUCUAGUUGUGGUGCUGCGCAGUUGCAUGGAGUCACUGCCCUACCCCCUGCUGGUGAGGCAGUGGUCAUAUUGCAGAACCAACCUCAUCUCUCAGCCCUAUUGCGAACACAUCGCUGUGGUGAAGCUGGCCUGUGACGACACCCACGUCAGUAAUUACUAUGGGCUCUUUGCGCUAUUCGGUGUCGCAGGUCUGGAUGUGAUAUUUAUCGCCAUUUCCUACAUGCAGAUCCUCAGGGCCAUCUUCAGACUCCCCACAAGGGAGGCCCGGCUCAAGACUUUUUUGACCUGUGGCUCGCACAUCAGUGUCAUCAUAAUUUUUUACAUCCCAACUCUUUUCUCAUCCCUCAUAUACCGUUUUGGGAAGAAUUUUCCCCCGCAUGUCCAUGUUCUCAUUUCCAACAUGUACCUGCUGCUGCCCCCCAUUCUAAACCCCAUCAUCUACGGGGUGAAGACCAAACAAAUACGGGGUCGGCUGCUCAGGCUCAUGACCCAGAAAUAA